UUCCGUUCUUUCUUUCGCUCUAUCUUCCCUCACAGCAUGGACUUUGUAUAUUCAGAAAUCUGUCUUUCCCAUAAUCCCCCAUUUGAAGUUAGUUCAGGGCGCUGGCAACCACAUAGUGAAUCCCCAGCGCGUCUUGUAUCAAUCCACGCUGCGCUUAUCAAGGAACCAAACGUUUUCAAUUUGAUCCCACACCGAGACUUUAGCCUAGCUCCUAUUUUACGGGUCCAUAGUCCUGAAUUUGUUGCCUAUCUCCAAACUGCUUAUGAAGAAUGGGUGUCCGCCGGUCGUACACCGAUUGGCGUAUUGCCCGACAGUUUCCCACACCCUGCUCUAGUCGAACACCUACCCAGCCAGACAUGGAGGGCGUCGAUCAACAGCUCCAUAGAAGCCAAAGUGUCAACCUAUGCUUUUGAUUUGGGGACCAUGAUUGUGGAUGGCACUUGGAGAGCUGCCAUUACUUCUGCAAAUGUCGCCUUGACUGCUGCAUAUCGUUUAUUGGAACUAGAGCAAAGUGGUGGUAACGAGCCUGUUGCAACUUAUGCGCUCUGCCGACCGCCGGGACAUCACGCUUGCAAAGCAGCAUCUGGCGGCUUCUGUUACCUUAACAAUGCCGCCAUUGCUGCACAGUUUUUCAACGACCAUGAUCUACAAUCUGCAAAGAAGUUGUUGGAAGGCGAAGAGCAAACCAUUACCGGUGGUUUGGAAGUCAAGAAAAAGGUUUUGAUAGUGGAUGUUGAUUACCACCAUGGAAAUGGGACACAAAGCAUGUUCUACGAUACCGAUAAUGUCUUCUAUGUCUCACUACACGCUUAUCCAGAUUAUCCUUACUUCACUGGAUCCGCUCAAGAAGUUGGCGUUGGUAAAGGUGAAGGCUACAAUAUCAACAUUCCUAUCGAUGCAGCCAACACUACGCACGAAGAAUACUUGGAAAAACUUAAGGCGGUUCUGGAAAGCGAUGCUGUCGUACAGUAUAAAGCCGACGUGGUGGUUGUAUCCCUUGGAUUUGACACUUGGUGUGAAGAUCCAGUUGGCGGAGUCAUUCAUUUCUCGGACGCCAACGCAUACACACAGAUGGGCAAGGUAUUGGCAACAGCGAAAGGCACCAGUGGUAGACCGACAUUAUUCGUUCAAGAAGGCGGGUACACUGUACCCAAACUGGGCGAUUUUACAGUCAAUGUCUUAAAAGGAUUCCUCGGACAGAAUUAGGAUAUAAUUUAGACAGGCAGGAUGAUUUUGUUCUACUGAUCUACAGCAGGAGUAAUUUCGUUAUGUUUUAGUUCUUUUUGUACCACAAAACAAAAGAUGUACUAAUAGAAAAGG
Umbelopsis ramanniana AG is the source of this 1320-nucleotide messenger RNA. RefSeq lists its product as uncharacterized. Bases 37 to 1206 code for a protein of 389 amino acids. The record is from RefSeq and is a predicted model, not a curated record. NCBI's taxonomy places the organism in Eukaryota, Fungi, Mucoromycota, Umbelopsidomycetes, Umbelopsidales, Umbelopsidaceae. The transcript has 4 exons.